AUGGUCGAUGUAUUUUCGGUUCCCAUCUUCCUUGUUGUACUUCGAGAAACCAUUGAAGCCGGGAUUAUUGUUAGUAUUCUGCUUGCCUUUUUGAAGCAAAUGCGUCAGAAUGGAACAUUAGAUGCUAAAUCGUAUAAGUCCUUGAUCAAACAGGUUUGGGUGGGAGCCCUCGUUGGCUUUCUUCUUUGCUUGGUCGUCGGAGGAGCCAUCAUUGGUAUAUUCUAUCGCUUCAGUAGGAAUCUCUGGAAUUCCGCCGAAUACAUAUACCAAGGAGUCUUCUACCUCGUCGCUGCCCUGAUUAUUACCGUGGUUGGGGUUGCCUUCCUACGAAUGGGCAAGAUGCAGGAGAAGUGGCGAGGUAAGAUAAGCGCCGCAUUGGAUAAGCACCCGGCAACGAAAAGAGAUACUAUGGGAUCUCUAAAGAGAUACUCGAAAGCUUAUGCCGUGUUGGUUCUCUCUUUUAUUACAGUUGCUCGAGAAGGAAUUGAGGGUGUGGUGUUUGUAUCCGGUGUGACCUUUUCGACAUCAGCCACUUCGGUUCCUCUCCCAGUAGUCAUUGGAUUGAUAACGGGUAGUGUUGUCAGUUGGGUUUUGUACAAGGGUGCUUCCUUUGCGAAGAUCAGGUAUUUCCUCGUAGCGUCGUCCUGCCUCCUAUAUCUAGUGGCUGCUGGUCUAGUGGCUCGGUCCGUAUGGUAUUUUGAACAAGGCCAUUGGAGUAAGCUUGUUGGUAAAGAUGUAGGCGAGGCUGGCGCUGGACCAGGAUCAUAUGACAUUGACCGCAGUGUCUGGCAUGUCAAUUGUUGCAGCCCUGAAUGCAACGGUGGAUAUGGCUGGGGCAUCUUUAAUGGCAUCCUGGGGUGGACCAAUUCUGCCACAUAUAGCACCGUCAUCGCCUACAAUGUAUAUUGGAUCCUUGUUAGCAUGUUCUUCAUAGGACUGCGGCACCGCGAGGUUAAAGGAAAAUGGCCUCUUAUUCCGGGAAAGACUUCAACACAAACCUUAACAGCUCGUCCCCAUGACUAA
This is a messenger RNA of Pochonia chlamydosporia 170, 1023 nucleotides long. Its product is annotated as iron permease ftr1 family protein. The record is from RefSeq and is a predicted model, not a curated record. Gene Ontology annotation, biological process: iron ion transmembrane transport. Gene Ontology annotation, molecular function: ferrous iron transmembrane transporter activity. The transcript has 4 exons. Lineage: Eukaryota; Fungi; Ascomycota; Sordariomycetes; Hypocreales; Clavicipitaceae. The coding region runs from base 1 to 1023 and encodes 340 amino acids. Gene Ontology annotation, cellular component: high-affinity iron permease complex; plasma membrane.